This is a messenger RNA of Adineta steineri, 663 nucleotides long. The record is from the annotation of a GenBank genome assembly. NCBI's taxonomy places the organism in Eukaryota, Metazoa, Rotifera, Eurotatoria, Adinetida, Adinetidae.
AUGCCUAAUACAAAAGCUGAACUUUGCGUCACUAUAGUGUCGAUUCUUAUCGAGGUGCUCAAUUUGGGUGAACAAUUCGGUAUCUAUUUUGCACAAAAAGCAGAAGAAAUGGAUGAAAUGAAAGAACGUCAAUUCUUCUUCAUUAUUCUGAGUAUAGGUGCAAUUACUCUACUUAAAUCCUUAUGUCGUAAUGAACGAACCAAAAUUGGAAUUUCAUUUUUGAUUGAAAUCGGUGAACUUCUUUCUUAUUUAUUGAUUCUUGAACGGACAUUGGCAGUAAUAAUUAUUUCAUCAACAUUCUUUGGACUUCAAUUUGUUUGCUAUAGUAUCACAUUUUAUUUAGUUAAAACAGAUGAUAAAACACCGACGCUGGAACAUCGACUAAAAGGAUUUCUAAGGCAUCUUUUAUUCUAUAGUAUUCUCAAUUGUAGUCCACUUCUAACGUUAUUUCUCAAUUCAGAAUCUCGAUUUCGUCAAACACUCUAUGAAGUGUCUGCAAUCAUUGGCAUAUUUUUAUCUAGUAUGAUAUACGAAAUUCCGAUGGAAGCUAGAUCAGUUAUGAAUACAUGGAUAAAUCGAAUGCGAGUUCAAAUUGAAACUGAACAAGCCUCACUGACACCUCUUGAUUUUCGAGAAUUUAUGAAAAAUACUGCUUUUACAUGA